AAUUAGAGUGUAGUGGUUUACAGACUUUAACAAGUUUUGUAAAGUAUUCCGCAGUGAUGACAGGUGAUAUAACUGGAUCUUGGUUUCCGAGUGGUUAUUAUGGGCAUUUCCGAAGUAAAUCCCGGAAUGACUACUUACAAGAAUAUCGCUUAGCAGCAAGACCCACCCCACCAGAAAAGAUGGUACAGAGGCUAAAGGAUAACCCCAGGAAGCACUCUUUUUCUGCUCAUGACAACCGGCAUGUUUUUCAGACCAAUGCUCACUAUUUUGAAAGUGGUUUAGGAAGAAAGAAAGUGAAGAGCUCUGUGGCCCAGUCCUCCCGGUUUAAUCCAACUUUAAUUAGCUGGAUGCCCUUGAAACUUGAGCUUUCUGGAACAGGUCCACUAUUCAGCACUUACCGAAAUGACUUCCACAACUCUUCAAGUGCUGGAUUGUCUUUGCAGAACUCUUCUCAGCAUGCUGUAAUGCCGAUUUUGUCACCAUCUGAGAGCUAUAAUACCACCUACCAACAUGCCUACAGCCAUUGUCAGCCUAAUUCCAAGAUCCAAACUAACAUGUUGACAGGAAGAGUUUCCAGUGAGUCCCUGGUAAGGGAGGCCACUUACUCUUAUUUUAAUGGGAAGUCUGAGCCCUCCUUCUCCAACCCAAGAAGGCCAAAAUCAACUCCAUUGGUUACCCUUUCUGUAUCAGACUGUCUCAAGUGGAACACAACAGGAAAUUGACACUGGCAAUACCUCUUUUUACUUUUUCAUCAUGUGGUUAAGUAUGUUAAAGUGAGUCAUCUGUGCAAUUGAGUUCCACCGUGUCUUCAUCUAUUAUCAAAAGAAGAAUAUCAACUUUUUUGUCAAAAAACAUAGUAUUUCAAGGUGGAGACAAACUUCACAUGAUGGUGACUAGCAGGUGAAUUAGGUUCAGGGCAAUUAGAAAUAUUGGCAGUGUCAAAGGAGCCCUCCAUUGCUUGAGAGCAAAACAAUCAACAUACUUAUGGUGUGAUUUAACAUUUUACAUAUAUCUUGAACUGUUCAGACUUCAGUACGCUACAGCAUAUGUCUGUUGUCUGAAGGCCUUUUGUCUCCUUACAUGUGACUGCAGUAUAUGAUCACUUUUUGUCAUAUUGCUCUCUUCAUGUAAUACAGCCACUAAAGCUCUUCAAAUAAAUGUGGUGACAUUACUGCACAUGACAAUAUUAUGCCAGUUUUCCUCUGGGUGGGUAACACAUUUUCUUUGUUUUUAUUUGAUGUGGAAUUUAAUUUAAAGUGACAGUAAAUCUUUAUAUAGCAGGCAUUUAAUUACCUCAUCAAUUACGGGAUAAUUCUGUGACAUAUGGCUAAUUCAUUUAUGUUAAGACAAUGACAGUGAAUUACUAGGUGAUUAGGUAAACCAAGAUUUACAACUCCACACCCUUUUAACUUUUUAUCAUAACAGCUUCGCAGGGUUGAAUAAAUGGAGUGUGAUGACUCAUUUCCGACAGCGUUCAGUAACACAAUACUCUGUGUCACUAAUGCAUUAUCUUUUAUAUUGUAGCAGGAUACUUGCUAUUCUGACA
Molecule: messenger RNA, 1546 nt
Organism: Polypterus senegalus (gray bichir)
Lineage: Eukaryota; Metazoa; Chordata; Cladistia; Polypteriformes; Polypteridae
Exons: 4
Coding region: 57-722 (221 amino acids)
Source: RefSeq, a predicted model, not a curated record